AAUUUGAUAGAGUGGAUCACGUGAUCGCGUUUCAAUUGCCCCGAUAUAUGGACAAUCCCCACCGAGUAUAGUGCCCUAAACUAGCAAGAAUUAGUACGUAUUGACUAUUAGCGACAUUUAGUGGAGAAUAACUUGUGACUCUGAUCCAUCUGUAACACCAGUGUCACGACACUAUCAAAGCUCCACUAAUUUAGCAACUUUUAUAUGCCUAUCAGGCACCUUUAAGUAGACAAUCCAGUACACAACAUCAGUAUCCACCAUUAAUUUCACUAGUCUUUUAUAUACAUACAUCACCCCCACGGAACCUGAACUCAACGACCAAUCAACUACCAUCACCAACUCCACAAUCAAUCCCACUAUCACUAACAAUCCCACUACCAUGACAUCUCCAGAACCAUCCCCACCUGAAGUUGCUGCGACAGCCGUAGCACCUCCACUAUCAGAACCAAAACUGGACCCAAAACUGGAUCCAAAACUAGACCCCAAACCAGAAGUACAAGCCCCUAAAUUCAAUAUAAAUGAUAUAAAAGUAACUCAUAUCACUUCCUUAGACUGCCGAAUACUUCAGUAUCAAUAUGCCAUCACCAAAUUAGAAAUAUACAUACGAAGUGUUCGAGAGAUGAGUAUAAAGAUAACGGGGAAAACACCAACAACCAUGACAUCACCAGAAGAUGGGAAAUCUCAGGAUUCGUUACUUUCUCAAGAUAAUGCAUCAAUUGAAUCAACUACAAGUACAAAUACAAGUACAAAUACAAGUACAAGUACAAGUACCAAUAUCAAGCCAGAACUUAAAUUUGAAACUUUACCUCUUGUUCAAUAUCUUGUAUUAUUAGCUGGUAGUAUGUUUUCUAUAAGUGAUACAUCAUUUAAUGCUAAAUUAGAAUUAUUAUCUAAUUUUAAAUUAUUUAAAUCAACUCCAAUUAAUAUUCCUAUAACUACUACACAUAUUCCUUAUGAUCACCCUGAUACUCAAGUAACAGCAUUAAAUGAAUUACCUACUAUAUCUCUUGCAUUAAAGUGUUUAAAAUCUUUAGAAAUACUAUGUGGUCAUUGUUUACAAGGUUAUAGAAAAAGACUUGCCCAAGCAAAGAUUGAACAACAAAAGAUAUAUAAUACUGAUCGAACUAAUUAUUAUUGGGCACUUGAACAAAUUAUUAAAAAGGAUAUCUUUAAUGAAAAUUUAGAUAUAGAUCUUUCAUUAAAUGAUAUUAGUUUUGAUUUACCUAAGGAUUCUAAUUUAUUAGAUAAUGGAGAUUUUGUUGAAGGUAGUCUUGUGGAUAUGGAUAUUAAGAUGCUUUUCUUAAUAAAUCUUAAAUUAAGAGCCACAUUAAAUGAUAAAUUAAAACCUUUAAUAAUGAAAUAUAAGACAAUUAAACAUACUCCUAAUAAGACAGUGGAUAAAUUUGCCUUACAUAAAGUAUUUUUAUUAACAAUUCGAUUAAAUGAAUUAUAUACAAUAUUCAGAAAAGUUGGUAGAAAAAUUUAUUUAUCAAAUAUAGAUCAUCUUAGUGAUUCUAAAUUUUUAUUACAAUUAAAAAAUUCAAAUUAUUUCCGAACUAAUUAUUUAACCAAUCUUAAUGAUAUGUUAAAUUCUAUGAAAAAGAAUGGAACUUUAAUUGCUAAUCUUACUAGAUUAGUUCGACAAGAUUCACAAUUUGAAGUUAAUAUAAAGAAUGUUAAUGAUUUAAUAAAUUUUGUUAAUCAAGGAUACUUUAUGUUAGAAGGUUCAAUAGAUAAAGCUAUAUUAUUUGGUAGAGAAUGGAUAACAGCUGAAUUACGAUUUAGAAAAGCAUAUCAAUUACCUAAAAAGAAUCUUUUUGAUAUCUAUCAAACCUUUAAAGAAGAAGUAACACCACAAAUCAAUAUAAUACCAUCUACUUCAAUCAUGCUGAAAACUACAUCAAAUUCAAGUUCUCAAAAAAUGAAUGGAAGUUCUUCUGAUUUAGAAGCAUUCCCUACUGUAAAAUCUAUAGAUAAGAAUCUCAAGAAAUUGGAAAUUAAUGAAAAACCAACAACUAGAACUUCUCGUUCUUCAUCUAUUUCAAGUAUAGGUAGUAAUAAUAGUAUUAAUUCCAAACCUUUAUUAAGAAAGAAUUCACUUACUUCACCUAAUAGAAAUUCUUUACUUAUAUCUCCUGUCAAUGCCAAUACUUCAUCUCCCACCAAUUCAUCUAAAAUAUCUCCCUUAAGACCAAGAUCAAAUUCCCAAUUAUUUUUAAAUCAUAAUUCUUCAUUAACCAAUAUUGAAACUAGUGCUGAUACUAAUAGUAAUAAUACUUUAAGUCCAGUAAUAGGUCGAAGAAGAUCUAAUUCUCAACCUAUAAGAAGUGCUUCUCUGCUUAUGGAUGAAAAGAUUGCUACUUCAGGAGCAGCUGUAGCAUUGACUGCUAAUAAUUCUUUACGAUCACCCAGUGGAAGUAUUAAUAGAAAACAAGCUCCAUCACCCAUUGGAGCUUCAAAGAGUAUGGCAUCACCAACGCCUACUAAUAAAAAUAAAAAAUUGGUAGUAGUAGAAGAAGAAGAAGAUUCUUCACCUUCUAAAGUAAUACCCAAAUUAACAGCCACUCAAAGAUAUCAACAACAUCUUCGUCAAGCUGCUAAAUCAGGUUCAUUAAUGACUCAACAACGAGAAGUCUUAACUUCCGUAACCUUUGAUCCUAAUACACCAUCAGCAACACCUUUAAGGAAAUACAUUGAAGUCCCCACAAGAGAUUCAGUAUCAAUAUCUCCUGAACCUUUACCUAUGGUAACCAGUCCAGUGCCUACUACUACUUCCAUAUCCUCCGAUAUAGCUGCACCCAAACCUCGUAGAACUCGAGAUCAAGUGACUAAAAUUAAUACUCAAAGGAAUAGUAUGACACCACAAUUGGAUGAAUCUGAAACUCCCUCAUUAACUAAGUCUCCUUCAUCAUCUGAAUUAUCUUCCAGUAAUAAUAGUAGUAGUAACUCCACUAUUAAAAAGGUUAGAUUUACAGGAGUUCCAGAAUAUUCAGCAGAAGAAGAUGCACCUACAAGUUAUUCACAUACAAUUCUCAAGAACUUUGCUAUGUUCCGGAAUCCCAUAAGAGUUACAGCCAAGCCAUCAACAUUUAAGAAGAAGGAUCAACUUCUUAAAAAGGAAGAGAGUAUUUCAUUUAAAAAACAAGUACAUCAACCUCUUGAUGAUGAAGUACCCACUGAACAUCCAGCCCAAAUUGCUGCAGCUCGAAGUAAUGGCUUAUCCAAGAUUAGAAAUGGGAUUUAAUAUAAAUUUAAAUAAUAUUUAAGUAGUUUUUAAUUAGUUUUAAGUAAAGUAUCGUUAGGGGUAUAUAGUUGGGGGGUGUCUUGUCUGCAGUGCCUGUCCUGCACAUUUAUUUCCCCAUUAGGCAAUAAUUUUUUUCAAAGCUCA
Messenger RNA from Scheffersomyces amazonensis, 3388 nucleotides. Its product is annotated as protein phosphatase regulator. Gene Ontology annotation, molecular function: protein phosphatase 1 binding; protein phosphatase regulator activity. The transcript has a single exon. The record is from RefSeq and is a predicted model, not a curated record. Gene Ontology annotation, cellular component: cytoplasm. NCBI's taxonomy places the organism in Eukaryota, Fungi, Ascomycota, Pichiomycetes, Serinales, Debaryomycetaceae. The coding region runs from base 380 to 3244 and encodes 954 amino acids.